AUUGUAGUGAAUUAAUUUUCUACAGUUUAAUUAAUUUUUAUUCGCACUGCAAAACAUGCGAAACAUCCAUUUCAGAUUAUUGGAGUAUUUUUCGUCUUUUUGUAAUUUUGAGUGUUUCUAAAAAUGAAUUUAGAACUUCUGGAAUCUUUUGGACAGAAUUAUCCAGAAGAAUUUGACGGAACUUUAGAUUGUAUAUCGCUUGCUGUAACGUGUACAUUCAAUAAGAGAGGAACGCUACUUGCCGUUGGAUGUAAUGAUGGUCGUAUUGUUAUUUGGGAUUUUCUAACACGGGGGAUUGCGAAAAUAAUAAGUGCUCAUGUUCAUCCCGUCUGUUCACUUAGUUGGUCAAGAAAUGGGCAUAAAUUAUUGAGUGCUUCCACGGAUAAUAAUGUUUGCAUUUGGGACGUUUUAUCUGGCGAGUGUGAUCAAAAAUACAGGUUUCCUUCUCCUAUAUUGAAGGUACAAUUUCAUCCUAGGAAUUUGAAUAAAUUUUUAGUGUGUCCGAUGAGACAUGCAGCUGUCAUGGUAGACGUUGAAGGCUCCCACAGAGUUAUUCCUCUAGACGAAGAUAGUGAUUUGAAUAUUGUGGCGUCCUUCGAUAGACGUGGUGAUUAUGUUUACAGUGGAAAUGCCCGUGGACGUGUUUUGAUUCUUGACGCCGAGACUUUGGCUGUGAAAGCUUCUUACAAAAUAUCCCAGGGAACUGCCAGUAACACAGCUGUAAAGAGUAUCGAGUUUGCACGAAGGGGCUCGUGUUUUCUGAUAAAUACAUCCGAUCGUGUAAUUCGCGUCUACGACAGUACAGAAGUUUUGGCCUGCGGAAAAGAUGGCGAACCCGAACCCAUUCAAAAAUUACAGGAUCUCGUUAAUAAAACAAUGUGGAAGAAAUGUUGUUUCUCCGGCGAUGGCGAAUAUGUUUGCGCUGGCUCGGCCCGACAGCAUGCGCUCUAUGUUUGGGAGAAGAGUAUCGGAAAUUUGGUGAAAAUUUUACAUGGAACUAAAGGCGAACUCUUACUUGAUGUUGUGUGGCAUCCUGUGCGUCCAAUAAUUGCUUCAAUCUCAUCGGGCGUUGUUUCAAUUUGGGCCCAGAAUCAAGUUGAAAACUGGUCGGCUUUUGCACCAGAUUUUAAAGAAUUGGACGAAAAUGUUGAAUACGAGGAAAGAGAGAGUGAAUUUGAUUUGAGUGAUGAAGACAAAUCGGUAGUGCAAGGAGAAGAAGCUCAGGAUGAAGAAAUAGAAGUCGAUGUAGCGGCGAUUGACAGAGUGGCGGCUUUUUGCAGUUCCGACGAAGAAACUGAGGAUAUUGGUUCUUUGCAAUUUCUACCGAUUUCUCCAGAUGUCGAAGAAUCCGAGGAGACUCCAGUUCCAACUCAUGAACCUCCAAUGAAAAAGCAUCGCUCGCAUGACAUUCAAUUGCAAGGAGCACCAACUGAUGAAAUUCAUCCUCUGUUAAGUAAAGGAAAAGAUAAACCGGCAGCAAAAAAAGGAAGACCUAGGUUGGAACAUCGAAAAGGAAAAUAAAUUCAUUUCGAUUGAUAGGCUUUGUAUAUUUAUUGUGAAAAUGUAGUUUGUAAAAUCUAUUUUUUUCCUUUAUCAAUUGUAAGAAGUCAUUUCGUGAGUACCAUAUUUUUUUCUAAUGUAGUGAACUUUGUGACGAGAUAAUAAAAUUAAUAUACACCCAAUAAA
Messenger RNA from Leptopilina heterotoma, 1686 nucleotides. It is a transcript of the gene Rbbp5, whose product is annotated as retinoblastoma-binding protein 5 homolog. The transcript has 8 exons. NCBI's taxonomy places the organism in Eukaryota, Metazoa, Arthropoda, Insecta, Hymenoptera, Figitidae. Gene Ontology annotation, molecular function: protein binding. Gene Ontology annotation, cellular component: Set1C/COMPASS complex. The record is from RefSeq and is a predicted model, not a curated record. Bases 124 to 1521 code for a protein of 465 amino acids.